AUGGCAGACUUUGCGCCGCCCGCCAAAAGGGCGCGGCUGGACGUGGACGCGGACGCACCUGGCAGCGGGAGUCUUGACGACGCGCCCGGCUCGCCUGUCGAUGAUCUCGACGACGACUUCUACGAGAACUCAGCCGCCGACAAUGCGCAGGCCGCGGUGCCCCUCCAGGAUGCCCCUCUCAAAGGCGGCCUGGACAGCAUGGGAGACGCGCCGCCGACAGAGCCGGUUAGCGCAGCAGGUGCUCAGAUCCCAGGCUUUGGCCUCUGGGGCGAGUCCGCUGCCCAGCAGCAGCCUCCCGCGCACAAGGACGGCGGUUCCGAGGACGGCGAGCUGUCUGACGAGGAGAACUUCUACUCGGAAGUGAACCCAGACGCCCCCAUUGCCCAGCAGCAGCCGCCUGUAGGCGAUGCGUCCCAGCUGGAGAGUAAGCUACCGCAACCUGGCCUGCUCUCGCUCUUCUCACAACCUGUAGACGGCGCCGAAGCCUCCGCUGUUGCUGCGCUCAUCCCAGACGCAGAGGCGCCCAAGAGCCUCAAGCGCAAAGCAUCUUCGCCCCCUGUCGAAGCCCCCGAUGAUGACGACGACGACGACGCGCACCUUGUUGACGCAAUCACUGCCGCCAUAGCAAACGAGGACGCCGCAGAUGUACAGCCCGAGGACGACGGCAAGGCCGAGUUCCUCGAGGCCGCUGCAGCGAACAAGGACAACAAGGAUGCCGAGUGGGAGCUCGAUUCGCAGGCCUCGAGCUCAAGCUCGUCCGACUCAUCUAGUGAUGAAUCCAGCUCUGAUGAAGACGGCGAGGCCUCUGACGAUGGCGAGCUGCUCUCUCCAGCGGAGAUGGCCAAACGUCUGAUGGAGGCCGACCCCGAUGAGGACGACCCUAGCGCAAGCAAGACUACCAAAGUGCGCACUCAGAAUGAGCUUGAUGAAACAUAUGUCAAGCCAGACAUCGCAAUGAAGGAUGACACAAAGAUCACAGAAGUUGGCACAGUUGAGUCGAUCGUUGACAAUGUGGUCGUCAUCAAGGCAAACACAUCUGGAGACUACCACGUGCUAGAGGCCGGCUCUGCUUUGUGCUUAGGCAAUCGUACGGUCAUCGGCCAAGUUUCUGAGACCAUCGGCCGUGUUCAGGACCCUAGAUAUUCUGUUGGUUUUGCAGACGUGGCCGAGAUUGAGGCCUUGAACAUAACGAAGGACACGCCCAUCUACUAUGUUGACGAACACUCGACUUUCGUGUAUACCGAACCUCUACGGGCUCAGAAGCACACUGACGCCUCUGGCCAAUAUGACGAAGAAGCCAAGGUGCAAGAGUUUUCGGAUGAUGAGCAGGAAGCUGAACACAAACGUAACCUGAAGCAACAGAAGAAGGCGCGAACACAGGGCGCCGAAGAAGCUCCUUUCAAUCCUCCCACCGGCCCUUCAGCCUAUCGCGAACGCUCACCGCCUAACCCCUCCGCCUACACUGGUGGAGGCUUGAAGUACAGUGACGAUGAAGACGAAGACCUCGGCAUGUACAAACCACUUGCUCGACCAGACCGCUUCGAAGAUAUUGUUGGUGCUGGCGCGCCGCUUGAAGAUCGCAGUCAUGUUAGACGGGGCAUGAUGCGUGGUGGUCGCGGUGGCUGGAUGGACCGCGGGCGGGGAUUCCGCGGCAGAGGCGGCGGCGGCGGCGGCGGCGGUGGUGGUGGUGGUGGUGGUGGUGGCCGCGGAGACAGAGGCGGUAUGGGUGGCGGCCAUCGAGGCGAUCGUGGCGGAAUGGGCGGCCAACGAGGCGGCGACAGAGGUGACAGGGGAGGCAUGGGGAGAGGCGGUGGUAGAGGCGAUCGAGCCGACCGUGGGGGUCGUCCCUUUGGAGGAUCACCCGAACGGCCAACUCGACAAGAGGAACAGCCUCGCAGAGCUCCGCUACCACCACAGCAGGAAGUUCGACCUAACUUCAGAGCACAGUUCUCACCUGCAGGAUCACCACCACAGCAGGACGUGGGGCCGUCUCCACGCGGAGGAAAGAAAAGAAACAAGAAGCGGAAUCGUCGCGAGCGCGAACGAGAGCGAAGAGAGCAAGAACGCCAGCGUGAACAGGAGCGUCAAGGAUCAUCCCAACCACCGGUCGCCGCGAAUGCUACUGCCUAUGCAAGCAAUCAAGCACAGAGCAACAGUGGAUGGAACUCGGCUCCUACCCCUGCCCCUGCACCACCAAGCUCAUAUGCUCAACCUCCAGCGCCGCCUCCCGCGCAAGCACCCGCAAACUACUACGUCAACCCCGGCCUGUUCCCUCAGCAAGCUGCCGCAGUCCCUCCUCCAGCUCCGCCGGCGCAGCCCCAAGCCAACCAAGCUCAAGCAUGGGCCCAGUGGUUGCAAAUCGCAGCAUACAUGCAGCAAGCACAAUCACAAGGAGGCCAGCCCGCAGCACCACCUCCUCCUCCCCCGCAGCCUCAGGCACAAGCUCCGGCAUACUCGCAGUAUGCCCAACCACAGCAGCAGCAGCAGCAGCAGCAGCAACCGCAAGCACAGUACAGCUAUGGAUACCAGCAGUACCAGCAGCCGCCGCAGCCUCCCCAGCCACAGCCGACGCCCCCUGCUGAUCCCCGCCUGCAGCAUCACAACCCGCAGCAGCAAGCUACCCAGGCUACGCCGUCGAUCCAAGAUAUCCUGCGUGCCCUGGGACAGUCAUCUGGGAGAUGA
Messenger RNA from Paraphaeosphaeria sporulosa, 2682 nucleotides. Its product is annotated as NAF1-domain-containing protein. Gene Ontology annotation, cellular component: sno(s)RNA-containing ribonucleoprotein complex. The coding region runs from base 1 to 2682 and encodes 893 amino acids. The transcript is spliced from 2 exons. Gene Ontology annotation, biological process: pseudouridine synthesis; ribosome biogenesis; box H/ACA snoRNP assembly. The record is from RefSeq and is a predicted model, not a curated record. Lineage: Eukaryota; Fungi; Ascomycota; Dothideomycetes; Pleosporales; Didymosphaeriaceae. Gene Ontology annotation, molecular function: RNA binding.